Molecule: messenger RNA, 1278 nt
Organism: Malus domestica (apple)
Lineage: Eukaryota; Viridiplantae; Streptophyta; Magnoliopsida; Rosales; Rosaceae
Product: WRKY transcription factor 55
Biological process (GO): regulation of DNA-templated transcription
Molecular function (GO): DNA-binding transcription factor activity; sequence-specific DNA binding
Source: RefSeq, a predicted model, not a curated record
UUCACAACACAUUUAAAUUUCCCCACCACCACCAUAACAUCUUCAAAUCCAAACCAAUCCAAAAGAAAAGCAAAAGCAGCUAGAACCAGAAGCCAUGGAUGACAUCAUUUCUUUAAUCCUCCAUGGAUGCGAGUUGGCUAGAGAGCUUGGAGAAACCCUACCCAACUUGGCCACCCAACCUGACUCACUUUUCAAUUCAUUGGAAAAAAUCACAAAGAUUUUUGGUUCAGCAAAGGAAAGGGUUUUACAUAGUCAAGAUUCAAGUAGUAGUUCAUAUCUUCACAACACUUUAACACUUGAGCACCAGCAGAUUGGAACAAGUGUUGAACAAUGGCUGAGGUCUAAUCCGCAGGCAAUGGAUAUAAUCCAAACCCAACUAGCAGCUGAUCGAAACGAAGCGAAGAUCAGUGGCGGCAUUGAUAUCCGGGGUUUGGAGGCGGCAGUUAGGGGUUCUCAGGCAGUGGAUGUUGUGCCAGCUUCUGACUUGAACAUUGCUUCAUCAAGCUCACAAAGACCGCGACAAAGGAAAGAUCAAGGGUUAAUUAGCAAAAUGACAGUGCCAGCACCUAGGAUUGGAAACACUGAAAUCCCACCAGAGGAUGGCUUCACUUGGAGAAAAUAUGGUCAAAAGGAGAUCAUAAACAGCAGAUUCCCAAGGAGUUACUAUAGAUGCACCCAUCAAAAGUUGUACAAUUGCCUGGCCAAGAAGCAUGUCCAGAGGCUGGACGAUGAUCCCUCGACAUUUGAAGUAACGUACAUAGGUGAACACACAUGCCACAUGUCAGCCACUGCACCUUCAAUUCUAACACCCACAGCAGAUCAUCAUAUUACACAAGAUCAGAUGGCAGCAACCACUGAGCCUCCAACAUCUCGAUGGCUUUCCAUGGACUUUAACCCUAUUAGAGGGGGCAGCAGCAGCGGUGGUAUGAUCGGUGGCAGUUGUGGCGGCGGUGGUGAUGACGUCGGUACAUCCACCGGCACACGUUACCCCGGUAAAGAAGUUGACUUUCCUGUGAUGGAUUUGGCUGAUGCUAUGUUUAAUUCAGGCAGCAGCAGCAGCAGUAUGGAUUUUAUUUUCAGUUCUGCUGAACGUACAUGGGAGCCAGAUGACAAGAAAAAUUGAGAUCACUAGGCAGGAAAUGCUUGUACUUGGGCCGGCAGGUCAAUUUUCUUUAUAAUGUUGUUCAGCCAAUGAAAAGAUCAUAGGAGCUAAUUAACCAAAUUAAUCUGAGUCAGUCAUCCUAGUCUUCUAGGGAGGUUAAUUAAAGUAGUUUCACA